AUGUCCCGCAUAUUCCUCUCUCCUUCAAAACAUGACUGGGAAGACACUCUCGACUGCGAUACGUUUGCUCCUGAAGCAGCCUUUCCAUACUCUAUGGCAAACGUAUGUACCACCUGGAUGAACGCCAUGUUUGUCGUAUCCGAGUUUUGGACGCGAAUUAUCAUUCUAAUCGAUGAAAAGAGUCCUGCGCCACUCGCUGCAGCCCGCUUAGCACUGUCGUUGGCCCCCGCCCAAGCGCCUCUCGAUAUCCACAUCUGCCGCAAGUCUUACCACCAUGAUGAGCGUGAUUCCAGUGAAGCAGCUUGUGUCGCCGCCGUGCUGGAAGUGUUCAAACCCGAAAUAGGCCGUUGGCACAACUUGUCCGUCGAUGUUCUUCAUGGCACAUCACUCCCCUUCCCGUCCCACGACCUCACCGGGAACGCGCCUGAGCUUCUUCGCUUGCUACUAAGAUCAUCUGAUGGCAUACGAGGUCCAGUGCGCCGCACCCUAAACAAGGACACACCUCUCCUCGUUCCCUCCCUUCGAGAGCUGUGCGUCGAUGGCUACAUCUAUCAUGACGCAUAUCUUGACAUAAUGGGGACGGAACUCCUAGCCUGGCUCCGUGUGCUGCAAGUAUCGCGCUAUGCCCCCAGCCCGGACGUGCCGACGUUCUCCGUACGCGACCUCUGGGAGUCUGUGCGCGGGUGGACCGAACUCAAGAUGCGCCUCGUGGACCUCGCGCUCGACUGUGCCGACACCGGUUAUGUAGCGUUCGUCCGCUCGCUGACGUUAGAACAGAUGCCCACGGACGUCAUCGGUGCGCUGCUGCAGGACGGCGUGUACUGCCAGUGCCUGCGCCUCGGACGCUGCGCGCUGCCCCUUGGUGGGAUCAACCUUGCAUAUGCGCGCACGCUGGUGCUGGAGGACAUUGACGGCGCUGAGAACCUGCGUAGCGCAUUCGGUGCGACGUCCAAUGCGGGGUCACACGAAAUGAACGUUACCUUUCGGCGGUGUCCCAGCCUCGACGAUGCGUUCCUGGAAAUGCUGUCGGUACCGCGUGAUGGACGGUGGGUGUGCCCCAGCAUGAUCGCACUCGCUAUAUACGAUUGUCCCAACUUCUCCGAUGGGGCUCUUCGACGCAUGAUCGACUGCCGGAGAAAGGCACACAAGGAGUCUGGUUUUGCGGAUAAGUACGAUCGGUGGUUUGUUGUGCAUUCCAUUGUGGAAUUUAGUACGGACAGGGGGGUUGAACUUGGAUAUAGUGACCUCUCCGACUAG
Molecule: messenger RNA, 1257 nt
Organism: Fibroporia radiculosa
Lineage: Eukaryota; Fungi; Basidiomycota; Agaricomycetes; Polyporales; Fibroporiaceae
Exons: 1
Coding region: 1-1257 (418 amino acids)
Source: RefSeq, a predicted model, not a curated record